AUGAAGCAUUACAUUGAAAGUAGCGGAGCAGUGGUUUUGAUUUCUACACCUGACUACAUACAAAAGAAUGGCUGGGUUGGCAAGUUGGUGAGUUUCCCAGGUACACAAAAAGAAAGUUGAACUUGUUUAAGGUAAAAAAAAAGGGAAAACUAUGGAAAACUCAUUUCCAUUGAAUACAGUUUCACUAUUUUGCUUUCACUUUAAAUUUUUCCGUCUCAUAUGGAAAGGAUGAAGAGUAGAAUGUACAAAGCUUACGACUUGAACUUAUAGCGUAUUCAACCGUGAAAAUUAUCCAAAAACUGAAUUGAAUAAGGUUUCAUUGUGAAUUCCUUUUCCACCGUAAUACGAUAUUUGUAGUUUGAGCGAUUCUAGGUGCGGCCAAAGUAGUUUGUGCCAAUCCUAGGUGCUCAAAACUCAUUUGAUUUAGUGGAAGUACAAAGAACUGUUUCCAGCUAACAACCAAGACUGUCCACGGAAAAAUUGCUGAUUCUAUUCUGGAAGACGCCGACGACGACAGCUACACUUCCGAAGGCCUUUCUCUGGAUGACACAUUGAUGGCGCCGUUUUCCAGUGGAACCAGUGGACUUCCGAAAUGCUGCCUUCUAACCCAUCGAAAUUUCAACGCCUCCACGGCUGCUCUCAAAAAGUUGGUUCAUAAAAUUAUCCAGAAUAGCUGUUCCUGGGAUAUCACAAACUAAUAAGAAUCAUUGCGAUUUCACAUAUUUACAUUGAUAGUACUAUGAAAUUGAGUUCGAACUCAUUCAAAAAAUUAAAAUUUUUCAGAGGGGUUUUCGACCAAGUUUUAGAGAACAGUUCUAAGAAAACCAUUGCAUUCCUACCGUUCUAUCACGCUUCUGGAUUUUGGGCUCUGAUAUUCUGCCUCAUGGAAGGCUGCACCUCCUACAUUAUGAACAAGUUCCAUCCUUUGAACAUGCUCGAUCUUAUCGAAGAGCACAAGGUUUAUUAUAGAUUCUUCCGAUCCAAGACUAAUCUCCAUUUUCAGAUCGACACAAUAAACAUUGUUCCUGCAAUCGCCAGGACUCUAAUUCAAAUCGGCAUGAAAGACAGGGCGCCGGGCCUACGGUAGCGUUUUUCGUCUACUUUUUAGUUGUUGACUAAGUUCAGAACAAUUUUGUGUGGUUCUUCGGCUUUGGACGAGCAAACAGCUCGGCAACUCUUAAAACUCUUUCCACGUGUCGAACGGCUCCUGCAAGGUUGGCAAACUUUGAAAACAUUGUUGCGGAAGGACACGAGUUUAAAGAUUGGGAACAAAAAGUUGGAGAAAUGUCUGAUGUAAUCAUUUUACUGUAGCAUGAGAGUUUUAGAUUUAAAAAUAAAGAUUCCUGAAAUUAUGUUUUAUAUAAAACGAUUUUUGGACAAAAAAUUGGAGCAGGAUUUUCUGCGAAGAUGUAGAAAAAUUUUCUCUGCUCUCUAAAGCUAUGAAAAAAUGCAUCUUGUUUGAAAAAAAUUAUAAGAAAAAAAUUACGAGUUUCGGUGUUCAAUUUUUCAAUCGGAUUACAGAAAAAAAUAUUAAAAAUAUUCAUAUUUUUUUCCUUUUUUUUUUUCAAGAUUAUUUUUCAUGAUCUUUUCAAAGGAUACGGAAUGACGGAGCUUGUGGUCCUCAGUCACAUCACACCAUAUAAGGACAAUUUUGUUCAUCUCGGAAGCUGCGGAAAACUGCUGCCAGGUUUUGAAGCGCAGGUUACUUUUUUUUUCAAACACAAAAGUCAGCUUGAAAUUGCAGUUGAUAAACACUGAUGGAGAAGUUAUAACAGAAAAUAAUGAGAAAGGAGAGCUGCUUUUGCGUUCCGACGCCAUUAUGAAGUCCUACAAAAAUGAGACUUUCGCUGUGGACCAAGAAGACUGGCUGCAUACCGGUAAUAUAGUCUUGAAGAUUUUUUUUCCACACAUUUUUCGAAAAAUGAUGCAAAAUAGAGACUUCAAAAUAUUUCAUCAAAAUUCCAAUUCUUAAUCUCAGUUUGAAGUUCAAAUUUUUGCUAAUCACUCCCUCCCUUUUCUGGGAUUAAAUUUCAACUUCAUGAGUGAAAAAUGCUGCGAACUUUAGGCGACAUUGCACUGAAAAACGAAGAUGGGUACUAUUUCAUCGUGGACCGCGAGAAAGAUCUGAUCAAAGUCAACGGGUUCCAAGUUUCACCGACGGAAAUUGUUAUCCCCUCACAAUUUUCAUCAACCUGGAAGUGUAAUUCAGGAAGAAGUUAUCCAACGGAACGAAAAAGUUAAACAAGCGGCAGUUAUCGGUGUGCAUGACGAACAAACUGGAGAAAAACCAGUGGCUUUCCUUGUUCUGGCAGAUGACGCCGAUCCUGAGACCACUGUUGCAGAAGUGCUGACGCUAGUCAGAGGUUCGUUUUUUCAGUUUAAUAUCCCAGGCAAAUCCUGGGAAGGUGUUGGGAAGGUAACCAGCAGGGUUUUAGACAAUAUGGAGAAGCUAGGAAAUCUUGACGAAGGUGUUCGGAAAGUGGUUUGGAGAUAUUAGGAAAGUAUAAAUCGGAGAUAUCUGUCAGAACCCUUCCCAAAACCUGCUGGAAUGCUCUGAGAAGGCUUCUGGCCCGUUUUUUUUUUCUCAAAGUAGAAGGUGUUGGAAAGGUAACUAGCAGGAGGUUGGAACGUGUGGAGAAAGCUAGAAGAUCUUGGAAAGCCUUUGAAAGUAGUUCGGAAAGUAGUUUGAUGGUCUUUAAAGUUUAAAAUAGAAAAUAUCUGCCAGAAGCCUUCCAGAAUGCUUUUAGAAGCCUCCUGAGAGGUUUUUUUUCCUAAGAAGAGUUGAUGGGAAUCUAUGUGGGAGCUUCCAAACGUCUUCUGAGGAACCGAAAGGAGAAGCUACUCAACUUUUACCUGAGGCUGAAUAUUUUUGUUUUAUUCUUGAAAGUUUUGGGGGAACUUUUCAACACUGAAAAAUGCAAAUAAAAAGAUUUGAAAGCUGUAGGGAACCACUAUUGAUUUUUUUUGGUUUUUGACAAGGAAGGUAAUUUUUCUUUGCGUUUGAGAAUUUCCUGAAGUUUGACCGAAAAAUAAUUCAUGUACCAAACGAAGAUUUUAAAAACCUGAACUUACACAACUUCCUAGUUUUCGAAUAAUGGGGCUCAAGACCCCAAAACAGCCUAUUUUUGAAAAAAAAAUUAUAGUCUUUUUUGACGUCGAAGUUGACUUUUUGAAAAAGUUGUGCAGGUCUUCAUCCAGUACAUCAAUAACUUUUCCCUUUUUCAAAGUUCAGUGUAAAAGUAAUCUGGUGUAUCUUUUCCAGAUACUUUGUCUCCUGUCAAACAUCUCCAUGGCGGAAUCCGAAUAGUCGAAGAGCUACCAACGUCUCCAAGUGGCAAGAUUCAACGCUACAAACUUCGAAAUUAA
Caenorhabditis auriculariae is the source of this 3366-nucleotide messenger RNA. The record is from the annotation of a GenBank genome assembly. NCBI's taxonomy places the organism in Eukaryota, Metazoa, Nematoda, Chromadorea, Rhabditida, Rhabditidae.